GAAAUAUUCACCGAAUACGCCAUUGUCGUUCUCCUGUAAACUUACCGCUGCCUUGGAGUAAACAUAAUAGUGAAAGAACACGAUCCUGUAUAAGAUUUAUUCAAAUAUAUUUUAACUAGCGUUUCAGUUUCAAUCACUCAGCUCUCGGUAUAAUACACAAGAUUAAUAAUCUCUUUGUACAAUAAAUAUUAUAUUACAAAGUUCAUACGUUAGUUAACCCAACGUGUCUGAAUCUAAACUGCUGCAAGUUUUACUAUCUCUACGUCUAUUAAUGAAUGAAAAGUGAAGUAACUGGUGCACAAUUCUUAUUUCUGUACAUAAUUCCAAGUUAAAAAGUAAUACGUUCGAUUCGAAGACAGAAGAAAUAACAGAACGCGAUGGCACAUCGUGUUAAGAUAGCAUCCCAUCAAGCGUCAAGUUAAAGAUAAUUAUUUUAUUUAAAAGAGAGUCAAGAACAUAAAUAAGAUGGGUGUCGGGAACAAAUUGAGUCAAAGGUUGCUGAUAUCUUAUUGUUCGUUUACUUGCAUUUACUUCCCUGGAAUUUUGAUAUUAUUAAAGUUAAACAACAAUUUAUACAACGUGGGGAAGUACAAAUUUAUUCCAGUCCUGUUGAUUCUGCUGUUUGCAGAAGUUAUCAAACUGAUGUUCCCUAUGUUUCACUCAGAAUCAAUGCUUAUACCGAGAACUGAAUUGAAACCAUCGUCGAAACCCAGGAAAACUUGGUUCAAACCCAUGAAAGAAUUAUUUAAAUUUUUACUAGCUGGAUUCCUAUUGUCCAUUAUAUAUUACGUAGUGAUCGUACUGUUUGGUGCACCCAUACUUACACAGCACGAAGAGACUACUAUGCUUACUGCCACAUUGACUACUUUAACAUUCGUUCCUGCAAGCUUGCAUUUAGGAGUAAAUGGUGCAUUAGAGAUAAUAACUGGAGCACAAUUGCAAAAAGGGAAUGUUCUAGCAGAUGCCAUAAAGACAAAUAUUCAAGCUACUCUUUUGGGUACAUGGCUAGGUGCUAUAGCCAUCCCAUUAGAUUGGGACAGACCCUGGCAAGCUUGGCCGAUUCCAUGUGUACUCGGUGCUCUCCUUGGCUAUACAAUUGCACACUUCAUUACUCUAGCGAAAACAUUACCUAUGUUAAGAUUAGGUAAAAAGGUCCAUAGAUGAACGGCAAUGAUCAUUGGUAUAGAUUUUUCCAAAUAAAUUUUAUUAAUUUCAAA
This is a messenger RNA of Ceratina calcarata, 1217 nucleotides long. It is a transcript of the gene PIG-F, whose product is annotated as phosphatidylinositol glycan anchor biosynthesis class F. The transcript has 2 exons. Gene Ontology annotation, biological process: GPI anchor biosynthetic process. Gene Ontology annotation, cellular component: endoplasmic reticulum membrane. The coding region runs from base 466 to 1164 and encodes 232 amino acids. The record is from RefSeq and is a predicted model, not a curated record. Lineage: Eukaryota; Metazoa; Arthropoda; Insecta; Hymenoptera; Apidae.